AUGUGGACGAACAUUGUCCUUUUCCUUUGUUUUUUCAGUAUUUCUUGUACAAGGAAAGAAUUCUCACCGAUCGAAAACAGAAAUGAUGAGGAUGACAUAUCCAUUGAAAAUGAAUAUGAUUCUCGAAACAACAAUGUCAGCUGGCAUACAACUACAGCAGGAUACACAACAAAAGGAGAAAUAGCAGUUGAGAAAUUUGUAGAUACUAUGAUGGCCAGCGAAAAAUAUUUAAAAAUGAUUGAAACAGUUGAAAAUAGAUUAAGUCAUUUGGAGAGUGUGUUUUUAGUAAGAACAAAUACUAUUUUAAAAUAUAUGACUGAGGUAUUAAGAGUAAUAAAAACUUCACCAGUGGAUAUUUUAGAAAACGCCCUGCAAUCUCUGAAAACUGAUUUAGACAAACUUAAACGAUUAAUAUCACAACAGAUGAACGAAAGCCCAAAUUUAAGAGGUAGG
This is a messenger RNA of Brenthis ino (lesser marbled fritillary), 453 nucleotides long. The record is from the annotation of a GenBank genome assembly. Lineage: Eukaryota; Metazoa; Arthropoda; Insecta; Lepidoptera; Nymphalidae.